UGGAGGGACAUCUGGGUGGGUGGAGGGGUAAAUGUUGGAUGCUUGCCUGUGUUCCCUCCCUCUCUUCCGCCCUCCUUUCUCCAACUAUUGAUCAAGUACUCACCCAGGGCCCAGUCCUGUGCUGGAUUCUGGAAGCACAAGACAGACCUGUCCUGUGACAUGUGGGGGCCACUGGUCUUCAGCACAGGGUGGAGACGAGCAUGUCUGGUGGUAGAGACAAUGACACAAUAAAGAGACAUAAGUCCCUGUAACAUGCGCUAUGGGCAGAAAACAGCCGGAUGAGAGGGAACGGGAUCUCACUAACGAACCAGUCGACCAGCCUCCCUUCCUCUCCCCGAGGUUGCUGUUGGCCAAAGGCAGAGCGGGGACAUGCUGACCCCAGGUGGCAGGAGACAGUAUAGCAUGGAGGAUGCGUUUCAAGCCUUGGCGGCUGACUGCCGGCUCUGCCUCUUUGUCACUCUCUGCUUUGGGCGGAGGGCCCUCACCCCUCCCAGCCUCGGUUUCCUCAUCUGUGAAAUGGGCUAAUGACAGCCCCGGCUUCUUCUAGUUGUCACCAGAGAUUCAGUGACACAGAGCGAGCGCGUUGGGCACAGUUCACACACGUGCUUCCGGAGCGCUCGCUUUCCCGUGUGGUUGUCUGCGCUCGGGUUGGGGGAUCUGGUUUCCCGAGCCUCACCCCCAGCUCUGUGUGUGUGCCGUCUCCCCCUGCCCCCCGCCCCCAGUUUCUUGGAGCAUUUGCACAAACAUCAGGGCUCCGUCCUGCACCCUGACUACAAGACAGCCUUCCCCUCCUUCGAGGACGCCCUGCAUCGCCUCCUGCCCUACCACGUCUACCAGGGUGCCCUCCCCUCCCCCAACGACUACCACAAAGUGGACGAGGAGUUUGAGACAGUCUCCACGCAGCUGUUGAAACGCACCCAGGCCAUGCUGAAUAAAUACCGCCUCCUGCUCCUGGAGGAGUCCCGGAGGGUCAGCCCCUCCGCGGAGAUGGUCAUGAUCGACCGAAUGUUCAUUCAGGAGGAGAAGACCACCCUUGCCUUGGACAAACAGCUGGCCAAGGAGAAGCCGGACGAGUACGUGUCUUCCUCGCGCUCCCUCGGCCUCCCCAUCGCCGCCUCUUCCGACGUCGGACACCGGCUCCCGGGCCACGGCCCCCCACCGUCCUCAGCAUCCGGGGCCCCGGCCCCGCCCCCUCUGCACCUGCCCACCAAGCUGGUGAUCCGGCACGGCGGCGCGGGCGGCUCCCCUUCGGUGACCUGGGCCCGCGCGUCCUCGUCCUCCCUGUCGUCCUCGUCGUCCUCGUCCUCCGCCGCCUCCUCCCUGGACGCUGACGAGGACGGCCCGAUGCCCUCCCGCAAUCGGCCGCCCAUCAAGACCUACGAGGCCCGCAGCCGCAUCGGCCUCAAGCUCAAGAUCAAGCAGGAGGCCGGGCUCAGCAAGGUCGUGCACAACACGGCCCUGGACCCCGUGCACCAGCCGCCGCCGCCCGCCGCCCUCAAGGCGCCCGAGCCCCCGCCCCGGCCCCCGCCGCCGCCACCACCACCGCCGCCGCCGCCGCCGCCCCCCGCGCCCGGCCAGAUGAACGGCACGGUGGACCCCCCGCCGCCCGCCCCCGCCGACCGCAAGCCGCCCGCCCCGGCCCCCCACUGCCCCCGCCUCCCGCUGCGCAAGACGUAUCGCGAGAACGUGGAGGCGCUGGGUGGCGGCGGCGGGGGCCCCGACGGGGCGGGCGGUGGUCGCGCCCGGGCAGGCAGCCCCGCGCCCAUGCCCACCAAGGUGGACGAGGCCACCAGCGGGCUCAUCCGCGAGCUGGCGGCGGUGGAGGACGAGCUGUACCAGCGCAUGAUGAAGGGCGGCCCCCCGGAGCCCGCGGCCGGCGCCGGGCAGGGCAGUGGCAGCCGCGAGCCGGGCUGGGACGCGCCCCCGCUGCCCCCCGCCAAGCGGCGCAAGUCCGAGUCCCCCGACGUGGACCAGGCCAGCUUCUCCAGCGACAGCCCGCAGGACGACACGCUCACCGAGCACCUCCAGAGCGCCAUCGACAGCAUCCUCAACCUCCAGCAGGCCCCCGGCCGGACGACCGCGCCCCCGUACCCCCAUGUCGCCCCCGCGGCCGGCACGCCCGCCUCCCCGGCCCCCCUGCACAGGCCGGAGACCUACCCGCCCUCCAGUCACAACGGCGGCCUGGGCGCCAGGACGUUGAACAGAUAACACCGGGCCGGUCCUCCCUCCCCUGUCCCCUCGCGCUGCGGACGCCAGGGUGGGGGCAGCGGGGCCUCCGACCUCAGCCUCCUGGGGGGCGCAAGCCGGGGGUCCCCUGAGUUUUUCUUGCCUAAGUUAUUUGAGUCACAAAGGCCUCCUGCCCCGCCUCCUGCUUCAGCCUGGUUGUUGGGUGGGGGUCGUGGGUUUAGGGGAGGGGGCUGUCAUGGAAAACGCCCCCCUGCCAAAGGAGGGGGUCAUCCUGGUGUGUCCUUUCCUGUUGCUUCCUACUUCUUGCUGCACCGCCCCCUGCGUCCCGGGGACACGUGCGUGUGUGUGUGUUUGCCAGGGAUGGGGGGGGGCCCUGGUCGCUCCCACCACUCCCGCGUGUCGGGGGACCGGGCUUGUGUGUGUGUGUGUGUGGCUUUGCGGAUCCGGGGGGUCAGGGGCGCUCAGAGCUGGGAGGGUCCCCGGGAAGCCGCGCUCGGCCUCUCCCCCGCCGCCCCCUAUAGGCUGUCUGCAGAAGCGCAAGGGGUGGGCGGGGCGAGCCAGCGUCCCAGGACCCCCGCCUCGGAGCAGGCCCGAGGGCACCUGUCUCGUCCGUGUGUGUGCGUCCGGCACCGCGUCCUGUGUCCCUGUGUGUGUGCUCGAGUGAGCAAGAGAGCGAGAAAGAGAGCGAUUUGGCACCCUCCUGUCCCGCGGCCGAAAUGUGAGCACCUCCCAAACGGGAAACCGGGGUCUUCCUCCCCCCGCGCCCCCUCCCCCAGCCAGUCUUCCCUCUGUUCUUCCUGCCGCCAACCGCCCGCGCCAGAUUUUGAAAUCUCGGAGACAAAACUAGUACUGUAAGAUAAAUUUUUUUGUACUGUAUUUAUUGUGUAUAACGAUUUUUUUAAAGGAGAAUUCUGUACAUUUAGAACUCUUGUAAAUUAAAAACCGAUCCUUUUUUUAAAACUGUA
Molecule: messenger RNA, 3152 nt
Organism: Equus quagga
Lineage: Eukaryota; Metazoa; Chordata; Mammalia; Perissodactyla; Equidae
Product: BRD4-interacting chromatin-remodeling complex-associated protein-like
Exons: 4
Coding region: 925-2208 (427 amino acids)
Biological process (GO): positive regulation of DNA-templated transcription
Cellular component (GO): SWI/SNF complex
Source: RefSeq, a predicted model, not a curated record